CUACUCUCUCCGAAAUCAAAACAAAACAAUGACAACGCCGAAUGUAAAUCGUCGCGCCCUGACUUCUCGGGAUGGUAAUGUCUACACUACACCCCGACUCGGAGGCGCAGGAAGGAAGUCCGGAGCGGACGCGGCGACACCAGAGAGUCUACGCAAGCGCAGCUCUGUGCGAAAGAAGCGGCUGUUCAGCGAAUUGGUCGAGGACGGGGAUUACUACGAUGACCAGACGAGGGGCACACCGAGGCGGUAUGUCAGUGCUAAUGUAGGGGGGAGUGGUAGAAGGGGAGGAGGAGGGGGAGGAGUGGUUGUGGUUGGGGAGGAUGAGGAGGAGGAAGAUGAGUAUGCCUGGUUCGACGAGGAGCAGGAGUGGGAGGGGGGAUUGUUGGGUGGUGGGGGGGUGAAGCUUGAAGAGGACACGCAUUUCCUUCCACCAUACCCAUACCCAUCAACCCCCUACCGUUUUUCAACUUCUACAAUUCUCUCCACACCUCUAACGCACGACCCCUACCGUCAUCACCUCCGUCAUGACCACAACAGACCAACCCCCUCCUCCCCGGCAACAACCCUAAAACUCCGCCUCCGCGUUGCCCUCUUCAAAGUCCAGACGAACCAAACGUCAAUCCCACUCUCGCACCUACAGGUCCCGCAGUCCUCCCCACAGCCGUUGUCAGUAUUCCCACCGAGCUUGGUCCGUAUCAGUCCUAUUGUGGAUAGUUAUGGGGACGACGGGAUUGAGGACGAAGGUUUUGGCGGUGGCUCUGGUGGGGGUGGAGCGGGGGUUAGCUUGCCGAGUUCACCACCGUUGUUUGGAAGAAGAGGGGAGGGAAGUCCCACGGCGAUUAGGUUGGGGUAGGAGGGGAGGGGGCUUUGGAGAGAUGUUAUAGGAGGGAGGGAAUUUGGGAGCAUGGCGUUGCAUUUUCUUGUGUAAUUGACGGUUUGGCUGAGAUUCGGAGCUUUUUCUUUUUUCUUGACUAUGUCGGUUUGAUCUUUUUCAUUUUUCUCAUUUGGGAUGAUUGGGUUUCUAAUAGACGUCAAAGGGGUGGAAAGUAUUAUAAUACUUGUAGUCUUUCAGGUCUUGUUGGGGUGAGGUUGUGCAAUUUCUGGUGAUGAGUGGCGAUCUUUCAUUAUUCUCGUCUCUCUUAGGAUUCACUUUUAUAUAUGUAUAUAUUGAUAUUCUCUUCCAUAUUUCCUUUCUUCCUAAACCUCCCUUCUACUCUGGGAUCUUGGCAGGAGCUUCUGCUCUUAUUCCCAUUCUUUCCUACAUUCUUUGUUUUUCACGCAUGCUUUUUUUUUAUUAUAUAUCGGGGGUUGGCGAUUAGUUUGAUGACCAUAACUUGCUGCGUUUCCGGAGCAGCAUGUGUUUGGCCUUCGCUAAGUGGUGUGUGUACUCGGAACAAACAUGCAGCGAAAA
This is a messenger RNA of Tuber melanosporum (Perigord truffle), 1411 nucleotides long. RefSeq lists its product as uncharacterized. The record is from RefSeq and is a predicted model, not a curated record. Bases 29 to 853 code for a protein of 274 amino acids. The transcript is spliced from 2 exons. Lineage: Eukaryota; Fungi; Ascomycota; Pezizomycetes; Pezizales; Tuberaceae.